Molecule: messenger RNA, 1629 nt
Organism: Bubalus bubalis (water buffalo)
Lineage: Eukaryota; Metazoa; Chordata; Mammalia; Artiodactyla; Bovidae
Gene: GJB6
Product: gap junction protein beta 6
Exons: 3
Coding region: 587-1372 (261 amino acids)
Biological process (GO): cell communication
Cellular component (GO): connexin complex
Source: RefSeq, a predicted model, not a curated record
GCGCCCCCGCCGGCGACCCUGUUCCGGCGUACAGUCCUCCGGAUCCGCCUGCGCCCCGCAUCCUCCCGCCCGCCGCCGGCUUGCUCGCAGGAACGAAGAUGGACUGGUUUGACUUUUCCCCGGGUCCCCCCGGACUUGCACAGCAGGUUUUAUAGAAGUCUCACGCCGAGUGUGUUCAAGGGCCCCUUUCCCCCACUUCCUCUGCUGCGGUUUGGUGUGUCUUGGCUUUCACGGGUCACUGGCAAGGUCGGGCUCGCGUUUGGGGGCGCGGGACUAACCGACAAGCCCAGGGAAAACUGGCGGGAGUGGCCCGUGAUGUCAGCCGGAGCGCUUGUGGGCCACACGUGACAAGAAGACAGUCACUGGACAACAGUAAUUAAGUGUCACUGGUGACACACCUCAGUUAAAAGGCAGAGGCACCAAAGGCCUCUUCCCUCUGGUGGGGGAGACGGCCGGGUAUCACCUGGCACAGGUGUGUGGUUGUGACCGGUUUGGCCGCCCUUCCUGGAGAGUGGACAGAGUGUGAGGAUCAUUUAACUCCAGCUGGACCUAAAUGUUUGGAAGGCACACAGGGUGAAGCGGCAGCAUGGACUGGGGCACUCUGCACACGUUCGUCGGGGGCGUGAACAAGCACUCCACCAGCAUCGGGAAGGUGUGGGUCACCGUCCUCUUUGUCUUCCGAGUCAUGAUCCUGGUGGUGGCCGCCCAGGAGGUCUGGGGGGACGAGCAGGAGGACUUUGUGUGCAACACCCUGCAGCCCGGGUGCAGGAACGUGUGCUACGACCACUUCUUCCCUGUCUCGCACAUCCGGCUCUGGGCGCUGCAGCUCAUCUUCGUGUCCACGCCUGCCCUGCUGGUGGCCAUGCACGUGGCCUACUACAGGCAUGAGGCUGCCCGGCGGUUCAGGCGGGGCGAGACGAGGAGUGAGUUCAAGGACCUGGAGGACAUCAAGCGGCAGAAGGUCCGGAUCGAGGGCUCGCUGUGGUGGACCUACACCAGCAGCAUCUUCUUCCGCAUCGUCUUCGAGGCUGCCUUCAUGUAUGUCUUCUACUUCCUGUACAAUGGGUACCACCUGCCCUGGGUGCUGAAGUGUGGCAUUCAGCCCUGCCCCAACCUGGUGGACUGCUUCAUCUCCCGGCCCACCGAGAAGACGGUCUUCACCAUCUUCAUGAUCUCCGCAUCCGUCAUCUGCAUGCUGCUCAACGUGGCCGAGCUGUGCUACCUCCUGCUCAAGGUGUGUUUCAGGAGGUCCAAGCGAGCGCAGAUGCAGAAAGCACCCCCCAACCACGCCCUCAAGGAGAGUAAACAGAACGAGAUGAACGAGCUGAUUUCCGAGGGCGGGCAGAACGCCAUCACCGGGUUUCCCAGUUAAACAGUGGAAGGCACCACAUAGCUGGCUUUCCUAAUUCAUAGACACCUGAGUUAACUUCCUGUAGAAUAACCGGGACGGGACCAUGUGGUCCGUUCUUGACAACCGGGCCAUGGUGUGACUUUACGUGUGGGUUUCAAUGGACAGUCUGACAUGGGGGUAUUUCCUGAAAACUUAAGGACAUAACUGAUGUCGAUAAAGGACAUUCAUUUAGAAAUUGAUACUUUUAUUAGGAGAAGAUAUUUUUAUAGGAUUGAAUG